CGAAGGUGUGCGGCUCUGCGACACGGGGGAAGCGGGAAACAAUAGCGGGAGGAACAGGCCCGGGCACUGUGGGGAGGAGUCAGAGGAAGAACCGGAGGAACGUGACUCUACUCGAGGGCUCAGAGAGCAGGUUGAGUCUCCAAAGUAAUAAAGUCUCUGUCCCUGAGUUCGCUAUGGCUGAUAAAGAGGCUGCGUUUGAUGAUGCCGUGGAGGAACGAGUCAUAAACGAAGAGUAUAAGAUAUGGAAGAAAAACACCCCGUUCCUGUAUGAUCUGGUGAUGACCCAUGCCUUGGAAUGGCCUAGUCUGACUGCUCAGUGGCUCCCAGAUGUCACCAGACCCGAUGGGAAAGAUUUUAGCAUCCACAGGCUGGUACUUGGGACACAUACUUCUGAUGAACAGAAUCACCUAGUAAUUGCUAGUGUGCAGCUUCCUAAUGAUGAUGCUCAAUUUGAUGCUUCCCACUACGAUAGUGAAAAAGGAGAGUUUGGAGGCUUUGGCUCCGUGAGUGGGAAAAUAGAAAUCGAGAUCAAAAUAAAUCACGAGGGGGAAGUGAACAGAGCUCGUUACAUGCCACAGAAUCCAUGCAUUAUUGCCACCAAAACUCCAUCCUGUGACGUUCUUGUGUUUGACUACACCAAACACCCAUCUAAACCAGAUCCUUCUGGUGAAUGUAAUCCAGAUCUCCGACUUCGAGGCCACCAAAAGGAGGGCUAUGGUCUAUCCUGGAAUCCCAACCUAAGUGGCAACCUUCUUAGUGCUUCAGACGACCAUACAAUAUGCCUGUGGGAUAUCAGUGCUGUACCUAAGGAGGGCAAAGUAGUGGAUGCAAAAACCAUUUUCACAGGGCACACUGCAGUGGUUGAGGACGUGUCUUGGCAUUUAUUACAUGAAUCUCUCUUUGGAUCAGUUGCAGAUGAUCAGAAACUGAUGAUCUGGGACACCCGAUCAAACAACACAUCAAAGCCCAGCCACUCUGUAGAUGCUCACACAGCUGAAGUGAACUGUCUAUCAUUUAACCCUUACAGUGAGUUCAUAUUGGCAACUGGGUCAGCUGACAAGACUGUUGCAUUAUGGGACCUGCGCAAUCUGAAGUUAAAGUUGCAUUCAUUUGAAUCUCACAAAGAUGAAAUCUUCCAGGUCCAGUGGUCUCCACAUAAUGAGACCAUCCUGGCAUCCAGUGGAACUGACCGUAGACUAAAUGUCUGGGAUUUAAGUAAAAUAGGAGAAGAGCAGUCUCCUGAAGAUGCAGAAGAUGGUCCCCCUGAACUUCUGUUUAUUCAUGGUGGCCAUACAGCCAAGAUAUCAGACUUCUCUUGGAAUCCUAAUGAACCAUGGGUGAUCUGUUCUGUAUCUGAGGAUAAUAUCAUGCAGGUCUGGCAAAUGGCGGAGAACAUUUAUAAUGAUGAAGAUACAGAGGGUAGUGUUGAUCCAGAGGGUCAAGGUUCCUAGACAAAGCUAUACUGUUCUGUUUGUUUCUUGCAAAAACAGAGAUUGUGUCUUCUGCAUCCAGCACUUGGACAUUGGCCAUUCAAUGCUGCAGAGAGCUACUUCUGGCUCCUCCUCUUCCCCCUGCCUCCUCUAAUCUCGCUUUUACUGGUUUUGCUGAGGAAUCCCAUAUAUAUAUAUUUUUUUUUUUUUAAAUAUAAAAUUGUCAUUUUAACCAAGUAUCUGCUGCCAAGGCGUUUUUAGAAGCAAGGAGGGGGAGAGAGAGCCCAUUGUCUGACCCACAGGCUGGAUUCCCCCCAGUGCCUUCUACUGCAUCUGACAUCAAAGACUAUUCAGGACCAACACUGCUGCGUUUAAACAUUCCUCCCAAUCCUAUACUCCAACACAUCAUAAAGACUGACAAUUAGCAUAUCUUGUCAUUCUUUUAAAUAGCCUUUUACUGUUUGAAUUUGGAGUGUUCUCUAUCUAAUGUUCUGUAUUUGCUGUGAUCUUCAGUUUUUUUUUGUUUUUUUUUUAUUCCUGAGACUCAGAUUCUGCCAUAACACUUUUGUUUUCCUAUGAAAAAUAUUCACUCCGAUGUUUAUAUGCAACUUCAUUUUGGUGUAAAGUUCAACCUUUGAUGGAGGAGUUAAUAGUGGACUGAACCCUGAAAUUCUGAAUUUGAAUCCCUAUUUUGAAUAUAUUAAAGGGGUUGUUCAUCUUUAAAUUAACUUUUAGAAAAUAAGUAAUAAAGACCAAUUGAAAAGUUGCUUAGAAUUGGCCAUUCUAUAAAAUAUUAAGAGUUAACUUAAAGGUGAACACCCCUUUAAGAAUAUGUCCUCUCCUAUAUGUGUCUUCAUACUUGUGCUUGACAUGUCUAUAGGGGCAAGAGGUGUGCCCCUUUUAAGGGCUCAGAUUGUCAAUGCGCACAGCACCACACAUGUAAUAAAAAUGUUUGUUUUU
Xenopus laevis (African clawed frog) is the source of this 2390-nucleotide messenger RNA. RefSeq names its product retinoblastoma binding protein 4 S homeolog (gene rbbp4.S). Lineage: Eukaryota; Metazoa; Chordata; Amphibia; Anura; Pipidae. The record is from RefSeq and is marked provisional. Gene Ontology annotation, cellular component: nucleus; chromosome, telomeric region.